AUGGUUACAGCAACAACCAAUUCCGUCAACAACAAAUCUGUUACAGUAUUUUUGAAUCUACUGGUGAUCAUCUCCAUCUCUCACUUCAAGCAUCUCCAGACUCCAACCAACCUGCUCAUCCUCUCUCUGGCUGUGUCAGAUCUCCUGGUGGGACUCAUUGUGAUACCAGCAAUGACUGUAGCAUUAAUGGAAUCAUGCUGGGUUCUUGGGGAAUAUUUCUGUGCUUUACUAAUGUUCAUCACUUUUUUAUGCGGUACCUCAUCUCUAGGUAAUUUAAUCUUGAUUUCAAUUGAUCGUUAUGUUGCAGUGUGUGAUCCUUUACCCUACCAUUCUAAAAUAACAAUUACAAGAAUUAAAUCACAGGCCAGACAGGUAUUUUAUAAAGGGGCUGCCACUCUUUCUGGUAUUAAAAUUGUACAGGCAAGUAAGUCUGAAAGAAAAGCAGCAAAGACUUUAGGUAUUGUUGUCUUUAACUACCUACUUUGUUGGAACCCAUUUUUGUGA
Esox lucius (northern pike) is the source of this 504-nucleotide messenger RNA. Its product is annotated as trace amine-associated receptor 3-like. Gene Ontology annotation, molecular function: trace-amine receptor activity. Gene Ontology annotation, biological process: G protein-coupled receptor signaling pathway. Gene Ontology annotation, cellular component: membrane. The transcript is spliced from 4 exons. The record is from RefSeq and is a predicted model, not a curated record. The coding region runs from base 1 to 504 and encodes 167 amino acids. NCBI's taxonomy places the organism in Eukaryota, Metazoa, Chordata, Actinopteri, Esociformes, Esocidae.